CAAAAAGAAAUGGAAAAAAUUGGGACUAUUUCACCCUUUUUUCCAAAUCAAAAAUUUGGAAACAUAUAAAUCCUUCUCUCGAUUCUCAAAUAUUCAGAAUUCUAGGGUUUCUGUACAAAAUUUCUCAAUUCCCGAUCAAAGAAAGAGAAAGAGUGACAGAGAGAUCAAUGGCUUCCCUUGACUCCGACGUUCCUAUGAUCCCCGCCGGCGAAGCCUCCAGCAGCACCGUUCCUUCAAAGAAAUCGAAACGCUUUGAAAUUAAGAAGUGGAGCGCCGUCUCUCUUUGGGCUUGGGAUAUCGUUGUUGACAACUGCGCUAUCUGUAGGAAUCACAUCAUGGAUCUCUGUAUUGAAUGUCAAGCUAAUCAGGCUAGUGCGACCAGCGAAGAAUGUACUGUUGCUUGGGGGGUCUGCAACCAUGCCUUUCACUUCCACUGUAUCAGCAGAUGGCUCAAGACCCGUCAAGUGUGUCCACUGGAUAAUAGCGAGUGGGAGUUCCAGAAAUAUGGUCAUUAAACCUACAGCUCGCGUUAUUGGGUUUCUUUGGUUACCGCAUAUAAUUCUAAGACUUGCAGUUUUCUCUUGAAUUCUUUUGAAUCGGUUGUUAUGCCUUUGACGCAGAUUAAACAAAUGUGUGCUUAAUGAAACCUUUGUUGUUAUAAGAACAUCACUAACCCAAAAUAAGUCUCAAUUAUUUUUGUUUA
Molecule: messenger RNA, 703 nt
Organism: Camelina sativa (false flax)
Lineage: Eukaryota; Viridiplantae; Streptophyta; Magnoliopsida; Brassicales; Brassicaceae
Product: RING-box protein 1a
Molecular function (GO): zinc ion binding
Source: RefSeq, a predicted model, not a curated record